AUGGUUGUCCUCGCCGCCUCGAUAUGCACCCGAGGAGGGAAAGCUGUCCUCUCGAGGCAGUUCCGCGAGAUGCCCCGUUCGAGAAUAGAAGCGCUCCUGGCUUCGUUCCCCAAGCUUGCCGAUAGCGGCACUCAGCACACCACGGUCGAGCAGGAUAACGUCCGCUUCGUGUACCAGCCCCUCGACGAGCUCUACAUGGUGCUCAUCACCAACCGCCAGUCCAACAUCCUUCAAGACAUCGACUCGCUCCACCUGUUUGCUCAGGUUGUCACUAGCACGUGCAAGAGCUUGGACGAGAGGGAGAUUGUGCGCAAUGCCUACGAGCUUCUCAGCGCAUUCGACGAGCUCGUCACCCUGGGCUACAGGGAGAACCUGACGCUGAGCCAGAUCAAGACCUUCUUGGAGAUGGAGAGUCACGAGGAGCGGAUCCAGGAGAUUAUUGCUCGGAACAAGGAGUUGGAGGCCACCGAGGAGCGCAAGAGGAAAGCCAAGCAGCUGGAGAUGCAGCGCAAGGAGUCGGCAAGGACUGGACGUGGCAACAUCCCUCGCACUCCUGUCUACCCGACUUACACGCCGCCUACCCGCCCUGCUGUCACCGACACAUACGACAGCUAUGAAGCCGAGAAGAACAAGUCCAAGUUCACUGCGCCCAAAGGAAAGGGCAUGCAGCUCGGCAAGAAGUCGAAGACGACAGAUAUGUUUGAGAGGGUCCGCGGCGAGAUGGGCCCCGAAGUCGACGAUACACCCCUGGUGCCCGCCGUUUCGACUCCUGUUGCCGAACACGCUGCUGCGCCCCGCGCCUCGACAGCAUUGGAUCGCGAUGCGAUCCAUGUGACCAUCACCGAGGCCAUCUCGGCAAAGAUCUCAAGAGACGGUGCCCUGAAUUCGCUCUCUGUCAGCGGAGACUUGAAUCUGCACGUGUCGGAUGCUUCUCUCACGAAGAUCAAGAUGAACUUGCAGGCCCAGCCCUCUCACGGCGCUCAGUUCCGGACUCACCCCAAGGUUGACCGUAACCAGUUCAACAGCUCCAAGGUCAUUCAGAUGAGCAACAAUGCUCAGGGCUUCCCUGUCAACAACACCGUCGCCGUGCUCCGGUGGCGAGCAUCCCCAAAGACGGACGAUUCCAGCGCGUUGCCGAUCAGCUUCACCGUCUGGGUCAACAAGGGCUCCGAUGGCAAUUGCAACAUGACAGUAGAGUACGAGUUGACGGGAGGUGACGCGCUCAAGGACGUCAGCGUCGUUAUUCCCUACUCGAGCGUGGAGCCAGUAGUCUCGAGCUUCGACGCGACCUACGAAGUCUCGGGCGAUAGCCUCGAGUGGUCAGUCGGCAAUGUCGAUGACGAGAACCCGAAUGGAUCAUUCGAAUUCGAGGCCCAGACUGAUGACGAGAACGAGUUCUUCCCCAUGCAAGUUCGCUUCUCGAAGAGUUCGCCCUAUGUCGACAUUGAUGUCACAUCUGUGGAGUUGGUAGAAAUGAACGAGGAGGUGACUUUCUCGAAGGAGGUCAAGUCUCAUGCCGAGUCCUACCUGAUUGAAUAA
Molecule: messenger RNA, 1539 nt
Organism: Thyridium curvatum
Lineage: Eukaryota; Fungi; Ascomycota; Sordariomycetes; Thyridiales; Thyridiaceae
Exons: 5
Coding region: 1-1539 (512 amino acids)
Biological process (GO): endoplasmic reticulum to Golgi vesicle-mediated transport; Golgi localization; retrograde vesicle-mediated transport, Golgi to endoplasmic reticulum
Cellular component (GO): cytosol; COPI vesicle coat
Source: RefSeq, a predicted model, not a curated record